UAUAUUCUCUCUCACUCCAAACAAAGAAGAAGAAGAAGAAGAAGAAGAAGAAGGAGCAACAAUGGCUGCUGAUCUUUUGUUCACAGAAGAAGAGAUGGCUAUUGACGAAGGUCUUGGGUACCCAAAAGCCUAUGCGAAGUUAUGUAGAGAUCACAGUGUUUGUCCGUACAUCCAUGGCCCACCUUUCACUUUCACUCCCUAUGCUCUGCAACAUCAUGAGGCUCUGAGAACAGGAGAAUUCGAUGAGAUGUUCCCAAUUAUUGACCUGAAAGCAAAACCCUCUGCCAAGCCCAAGAUUUUUGUCAGUCUUCUAUGGAAGCAACUCAACCACCUUGGGAAUGCUGGCUUCGACCCUGCAAUAAUCCGGGUAGACCCAUAUGGCAAUGUCCUGUAUUACCAUGCUGAUUCGGCUUCACCUCUCGCUUGGGAAAUCGAUCAUUGGUUUCCUUGCUCAAGGGGAGGAUUGACUGUUCCAAGCAAUCUAAGGAUACUACAGUGGCAAGUGUACAAAAAGAAGCAUAACAAGCUAGAAUUUCUCAUUCCAUGGUGGGAUCUUCAAGUGGGUAUCUCCAUCAACCAGUUCUUGUCGAUUUUUGCUUCUUCAAACUCGGAUUUCAGGCACAGGGCAUUUUCUUACUUGUUUUCGGAAGGUGAAAGUGAAGAACUAAACACUUCACAGACAGUGGAUUCUCAUACUUUCUCACAACAUUUCAUUGAAUUAAAAGAAAAAAUAGGCCUCGCUCCGGCUGCUAUUGUUGCAUCUAGAAGAGAAUCUUAUGAUGCUUCAUUGGCUCUGAAAUCGCUAGAUAUCAACAGAAGGCCGAGGUCAAACUCCCCCAUAAUCGCUGCGAGAAAAUUAAAAAUGAGUACAUCCAAAGAGAAUGAGAAUCCCGACACGGUUACCAAUCCAUAUCAGGCCAUUGUCGUUGCCAGAGAUUCUUUGAAGCGAAGAGAAGAAACUGCGAAGAUGCAAACAGAAAUACAGAAACUGGACAAUGAAGUGAAUGAACUCAAGCAAAAGACUGAAGAUGAGAAAGUUGCCAUCCAAGAGUUAGAGUUGGUGCUGAUAAAACGAAGAAGACGGGCUGAAAAGUGUCGUCGCCUAGCAGAGGCACAGUGUUCAUACAGGGCAAUGCUAGAGAAGAUGAUUCGAGAUGCUAUGCACCAGAGUGUUGUUUACAAGGAACAAGUGAGGUUGAACCAUGCAGCGACGAAUGCCCUAAUGGCACGACUUGAAGCUCAGAAAGCGAUUUGUGAUUCCUCAGAGAAAGAACUCCACAGAAAAUUCAAACAAAGAGAUGAGUUAGAGAAACAGAUAAAGCCUGAAGGGCAGCAUGCAAGGAAGAGAUCAAGAGUGGACAAUUCAGUAUUUGAAGAGGGAGGUGAUAGGACUGUUUUGUAUUUACCUGUAAACAAACCAAGGACACAUUUACUGCAAAAGGGAGACAGUAAGAAAGUCCUGUAUUUGCCAGGAAUUGAAUCAAAGACUGGGUUGCACAAGGAACUGAGAGUGUUCUUGGCAGAGGAACAGAAAGCAUCUGAAGCAGAAGAAAACGAAGAGGGAGAGAGAGAAAUUGUAAACAAUAUCAGCAAAGAUAGUCUGGAGGAUGAAAACCCAAUUGAGGAUAAGCUUCAAGCACUAACAAUAGGAGAGCAGGCAGAGAUAUAUAACAUUCAAUUUCCAGUCCUGCGUGAACCAGAAAAAGAGGAGGAUGAAGAAAGCAGAAGGCAGCGCGGAAAAGGAAAUGUAGAGAAGUGGCUUCAAAUGUUGUUGGAGGAUACCCCAGAUGGCAACGACACAAAUCCUCAAACUGUCGAUGAAAAUGAAAACACCAAGACAGAUGAAAUAAUCAAAAAGCUAAAUCUUAAAUAUGUAGAGAAGGACAUCAAGGCUCUAGGAUAUCAAGAAUCACAGGAUGCAGUUCAAAUGAAAGAUGAGGAAAAAACUGAAGAAGGUAUCGUUCAGAUUGAAGAUAGAAGGACACCCAAUAAAAACCCUCCCUACAAAUUAGUGACAGAGCAAAGCAAAGCAAAUGAAGUGUGUGCAGUUGGCAAAGGAGUAGAAAGUAGGAGCAGCUUUGAAGGGCAGGAGAUAAAGGAGAAGAAUGGGAAAGAAAAGGGGCCUAUGAGGUCUGAGAGUGCCAGGGCAUUUCGGCGAAUCCCGUCUUCUCCAUCUUUGAUUUUGGGUAUGAGAAAGAAAGUGGACUGCAUCAGGAAGAAGCCCUCAGUAAUUGGCGAUGAUGAUGAUGAUGAUGGUGAUGAGGAUCGUGCAGCGGAGAACAACUUCAUUAAGUCAUCCAUCAGGACAAUUAAGAAAGCAGUGAAGAUAUGAAUCAUAUGGAACUAUGUACCAUAUGAAUAAUUGUGUGUGUUUGUCUUUUUCCUGUGCUUGGUUUUUGUGUAUAAAUAUUUGAUUGUACCCAGAUAUGCAAUAACAACUAGUUGUUUGAUCA
Camellia sinensis is the source of this 2453-nucleotide messenger RNA. Its product is annotated as trichohyalin. The record is from RefSeq and is a predicted model, not a curated record. NCBI's taxonomy places the organism in Eukaryota, Viridiplantae, Streptophyta, Magnoliopsida, Ericales, Theaceae.